Brugia pahangi is the source of this 294-nucleotide messenger RNA. NCBI's taxonomy places the organism in Eukaryota, Metazoa, Nematoda, Chromadorea, Rhabditida, Onchocercidae. The record is from the annotation of a GenBank genome assembly.
AUGCAUUUAAUCGGAUUUUAUUUUAAAAAUAACCAGGUGAAGCUUCAAACGCAUCGUUUCAUAGCGGGUAUUGCAAUUGGAGGAGUGUUGACUGGAUGCAUUGGUUGUAUGGUUACUGUUGAAAUUCUUACAAAGGGUAGUCCGGAAUGUAUGAAUUUGCUAACUUGUUCAACAUUCAUUUUUGUAUCAUUUAUUGGCUUUCUCAAACAGUCGCAUUACUUCAAGCAGUUAUCACGAAGCAGAGCGCCGUUGUUACGAGGUUAUGCACGCAUUGUUUUUAUGUUCUUUGUGUGA